AUGGCUGUGGCUGGAACAGGUGAGGUUGUUCGCACUAAUGUUACUGGAAAAGCGCAUGAAUUGGAUAUUCGGCUGGAGAAACGAGAAAUCCGGUUACCUUCUACCUACAUUGGGCUGACGGGCCAGGCUCGUGUGUGUCUGGUCAAUGCCUCUGAGGUGUCUGUUAGUUUUCAGUGGACUCGUUUUUCUACUGAACAAGACGAGAUGAUCCAGCGUCAAUUGAUGUUAACUCAGCUCGUGAUGAUGACGGAAGAAGAGAAGGCAAAAAUACAUGAGAAAAAAGAGAGGGAAAAUAAUUCAUCCACCAGAAGUGAUAAAUAUUUGGAGGGCGAAUCUUUUAGGAAAACUGCUGAAAGUAACGAGAUGGAAAGGCAAGCAAUGUUACAGAACAAUGAGGCAAAGAUAUCGGGACUUGAAAUCAAUGGAAAUGAAAUGAGCUUACCUAUUUUAGCCAAAGGAAAGCUCAUCUUCGAGGACGACGUUUUCUCCAUUGAGCCAGUUUCUGGCAACUUGCCGGCGAAGUCCACCCUUGAAGUGCAGAUCACGUUCUCACCUAAUAGUGCUGAAGAUUUUGAGCGAUUUGCCUUUUGUAUUUUGGGUGGCCGUGAAGUUCGCUCCUCUCUUCGGAUGAUUGGCCGAGGUCUAGGACCAAAUGUCGACUUUUCUUUUCGCCGAUUACGCAUUGGAAAAGUAUUUUUGGGGGCCAGGCACAUCUAUGAACUGGUGCUGGCUAACCGAGGUUGUGUUGAUGCUCUUUUUAGGGUGACUCUAACCCGUCCAUUCUCAGUAUCUUCCUCGCUUUCCCCAAUAACAUUGGCUAAACUUCAACCAGCUUUGACAGAUUUGAGCUCUGAAACCAGGAUUAAUCAUUUUGAUAUAGAGGCCACUAAGGCGGACAUCACCGCUCAGGCCAGGUCAACAGAAGCAUUUGAGAAGUGUUUUCAGGUCAUUCCAGACGACGGGCUUAUUGGGCCUGCAUCUGUACAGGCAGUGCAAAUAUCAUUCUCUUCGGCCGAUAAACUGGGUAUCUUCGAGGUGCCCUUUUAUGUACUUUUUGAUGGCUGUCCAGAGCCAGAGAUAUUCACCAUCGAGUGA
Protopolystoma xenopodis is the source of this 1095-nucleotide messenger RNA. Lineage: Eukaryota; Metazoa; Platyhelminthes; Monogenea; Polystomatidea; Polystomatidae. The record is from the annotation of a GenBank genome assembly.